This is a messenger RNA of Chiloscyllium plagiosum (whitespotted bambooshark), 1948 nucleotides long. The record is from RefSeq and is a predicted model, not a curated record. NCBI's taxonomy places the organism in Eukaryota, Metazoa, Chordata, Chondrichthyes, Orectolobiformes, Hemiscylliidae.
UUUGCCAUUUACUAUCCAAUCCUUGCAGCAAUCGGAGUUCCAGGUGAAGCAUUGGGAAGUAUUCAUCUCUGAGUGAUUCAAUACAAACUUGGCAGUGAUUGUGAUCUUGUCUCGUAGAACAUGUGGUCUCUCAAGGUGCAUCCUUUUCUACCUGUUGUCCAUGGCAGUGACAGACUUACUAAUCAUGGUCACCGUUGUAAUAUUAAACCGAAUUGUUGGGAUUUAUUUCCCAUUCAGCUUCUUCUCUAUGACUUCAAUAUGCAGCAUCCGUGCAGCUUUGAAUUUUGCUGCCAUUGACAUUUCUGCCUGGUUAACUGUCGCUUUCACCUUUGAUCGUUUUGUGGCCAUUUCUUGCCAGAAGCUGAAAAUAACAUAUUGCACCGUGAAGACGGCAGCACGGGUUACAGUAUUCAUUUCCGCAGUGAUUGGUGUGAAAAAUACCUUUAUGUAUUUGGUGUAUGAACCCAUGUACGUAGUGAACAAUGUAGCCUGGUUCUGUGGUGUAAAAGCAAUAUUUUAUAACUCACCAGAAUGGGCUGCUUAUGACUGGAUUCGGAUCAUUUUGACUCCCUGUCUCCCAUUUAUCCUGAUUCUACUGCUCAAUGCUCUGACCGUCCAACACAUUCUAGCAGCAAAUAAAGCCCGCAGGAGACUCCGGACCCAGAACAACGGAGAGAAACAGAGUGACCCAGAAAUGGAGAAGCGGAGAACAUCCAUUGUUUUACUCUUUGCCAUCUCGGGCAGCUUCAUCCUGUUGUACUUGUUAUUUUUUAUGUCGACCGUCUAUGCCCGAAUUGCAGAUCUCACUUAUUCUGCAGGUUAUGAUUCCAGCAAUUCCACUUCAUAUUUUCUCCAACAAAUUGGACAUGUGCUUCAGUUACUGAGUUCCUGCAUCAAUCCAUUUAUUUAUGCAGGGACCCAGAAAAAGUUCAGAGGUGAGUUAAAGAAAGGAAUGAAGUAUCCUGUGAACCUAUGUGUUAAAAUAUUUAAGCUCUGAGUACCAGAUAAUCUGUGAUGAACUCGAUAUUGCAGAAUGACGUCUUCCUGUCCAUUUCACAAAAGUAGGCCAGUUUGAGACACACAUUUGCUUUUCCACCUAAGAAUAGUGUGAGAAUGCAAGAAGGUGUUGUGAAUGGUGGACUGCCUCAUAAUACAUUUGCAAACUGUUCCCAAUGAGUCCAAGUUUAGCUGCAUUUUGCUGACUCAUGCCUUGUGAAUACCCACUAGCUUCAAAGCGCUGAAGGCCAGUAUGAAGUUGGAAUCAGCAUGUGAUAACUCAAGCAGGGAGUAAUCAAUAUUAUUAAUACAUUAACGUACAAAUUAGGUGGAGAAGUGAAUCAACCCUCAAGCCAACUCUGGCCUUCAUUGGCUGAUCUGUUGGUUCCUUUGUCAAAUGAGAAUCUAAGUACCACUGCCUGAAAAAUAUUCCCACUCACCUCCUCAUCCAAGCAACCCCUCCCCCCCAACCCCGUACCCUCCAUCACCUCAUUAUGGAGCAGAGUUCCCAAAUUUGCACAGCCUUCUGAACCGGAAAAACAGCUCCUCGUUUCUGCCACAAAAGGAUGAUCCAUAAUGUAUGUACAGUGCUCCCUGCCCAUACUCACCCACACGGGGACAUGUCGUUUCUACAUCCACCUUGUCAAAACUGCUCAGAAUCUUACACACUUCAAUCAAAUCUCCGCUUACUCUUUAAGUUAGUGGAAAUAAGUCAACCCUAUCCAAUCUCUCUUGAUAAGACAACACACUAAUUCCAGGUUUCAAUUCUGUAAAUCUUCUUUUAAUCACAUCAGACUUAUUUCCAUCCUUCCUGAAAUAAGCAGCCCAAAACAGAAUGCAGUAUUUGAGAUGUGGUCCCACCAAUGCUCUAUAUAGCUGAAACACAAUUUACUGUAUUUACUUUUAAGGUCAAUUGCUCUCAUAAUAAAAGAUAAUGAUCCCAUCAGCCUUU